Photinus pyralis (common eastern firefly) is the source of this 1439-nucleotide messenger RNA. RefSeq lists its product as uncharacterized. Lineage: Eukaryota; Metazoa; Arthropoda; Insecta; Coleoptera; Lampyridae. The coding region runs from base 233 to 1261 and encodes 342 amino acids. The record is from RefSeq and is a predicted model, not a curated record. The transcript has 3 exons.
GCGUUUUUUCGCGAGAUACCUUUUAUUCAACGGUAUCUGAAAUUACUCUGGUAUCUGAUACCGGUGCGUUUUCGCGAGAGUAAAAUUUCAAUGUAUGACGUCAUUGUACGUCACCGUUUAAGACCUGGUUAUAAAAUUCAGUUCAACAGGGGUAUACUUGUUGAUAAUUUUCGGUCAAACUAUUCUAACCUAAAAAUAUUUUUAUUUACGUUUAAAAGUAGUUGUUUUUGUAAUGGAUGCAGUCCAAACUUAUGAGUUUACGCUAAACUAUUGUGGGGAGGAUGUUACGGUGCAUCAUAAUGAUUUAGACACCAUUUCAAUUUUAUUAAAUGAUCCUGUGGCAGCUGAACAAUACUUAAGGACAAAUGGACUCAUUAAUACAGACACUACACCCUUUUGUGAGGAAACAGAAUAUUUAGAUACCGCCGAGGAUACCGCAAUUAAUCACACUCCAACUGAUCACACCUCAGAAUGCAGCAGUGUUCAAGCAACGUGCAGCUCUAAUAAUAACAAUGCAAGGUUGUGGAGUAAUAAAAGAAAAAUGACCGAACUAGAUAUUGAAGCCACAAGUUUUUUCCUCGGACAGAGGCUAAAAUACGCUAAGUCAUUUGACGACAAGAAAACUAACAAAACGUCGCUCUGGUCAAAAAUUGCGAAAGAAUUAAACGAUAAUGGGUACACGGUUGGAGAAGGAAAAGAGGGGGCAGAGAAAUGCAGGCAAAAGUUUGCGAACUUACAGCGGCAAUACAUCUCUCACCGAGAUCAUAUGAAAAGGACAGGAGAAAAUACCAAAGAUCCCCCAGCUUUUUUUGACGAGAUGCAUGGAAUCUUAGGGGCAAAACAUAAAGUUGAUCCAGAAUAUGUUUUGGAUUCUAGCAAUAUAAGUGCGCCCAGUAGUGAGGUUGAGUCUCAAGAAUCGAUUGAAGCAAAUAACGAGGAUACACAGAUCGAAAACGUUUCAUCGCCGGAGAGCGUAGAAUCGUUGCCCAAAUCGGGGAACGUAACCCCCACUUCCAUAAGGAAUAGAUUUUCAGCUGUAAAGAAAACGUGCAAACCUGUUACAGACAAUGCAGUAUCUUUAACCAAAUUAUUAGACGAUCAAUUUAAGGCCGAUUUGGCUCAACGAGAGCAACAUUUUCAACGUUUAGACGAAUUGCUUUCUGUACAAAAUAAUCAAAGAGAUAGAAUGCUGAAGCAAUUCGAUGAAAUUAUCACAUUAAUUAAAGAUAAGAAAAACAAAGACCCUCAAGAGGAAGCAUAAAUUUUAUAUAUUGUUUGUUGUUUAGUAUAGGCACAACCAGGUUAUCUGUGGUAUGGGUAAUGUAGUACGAAAUAGUUACUCUUUUAUUAGUUAUCGAGAGAUCUCAUGUUAUUUUUUAUCUUUUUUUAUUAUAAUCAAUCGUUUUUAUAUUACAUUAUUUGAUAAAAUAUUUGCUAUG